Molecule: messenger RNA, 2545 nt
Organism: Trichoderma harzianum CBS 226.95
Lineage: Eukaryota; Fungi; Ascomycota; Sordariomycetes; Hypocreales; Hypocreaceae
Exons: 3
Coding region: 321-2192 (623 amino acids)
Molecular function (GO): metal ion binding
Source: RefSeq, a predicted model, not a curated record
AACUCAAAGGGGUUCCGACUACGUCGUGAUUCCAUGCCCCGUUGUUGUGCUUGAUUUGCUGCCUCGUUGCGGCUGCCUCGUUUAUAGAAGGUUUGUGGCCUGACCAUGACUUGAGCCCUCUCAGGAGGCGUGGUACCGUGUGCAUCAUCGCUCAAAGUGUCUCGCGCUCAAGGGGGGCUUAAGGUCUAUAUCAGCCAUCAGUUCCCGCCCGCGCACGGCUUAUCCCUCGUUCGCAAAGCUGCCCCGGCGUCGCCGGUUGUCUUCAUCUACCUGUUUGCCUCUGUUUGAAAACUGUUGUUCGUCUAAAGACAUAUUCCAGCAUGGCUAGCCAGCAAGGUGGACCGAGCGCCCGAGCGCCCCAUGAUCAUGAUGCAAGGGAGGCGAGUCCCAGUGCGGAUGCGAUACUCGACGCACCAUAUUCGAGCGACGAAGAACCAAGUCCCCAUGGCCUCUCCUGUCGCUGGAGAACAUCGGAAUUCUACGACCAAGAGUGUUGUCGAUACUUUGACUGUCCCUCUCAUCUCGUUGAGAGGCGGCUUUCUGUCGAUGAUACCGGCGAACCCAGCCUUCCGAGAGAGAGCGCCGUCGAGGUGACAGAAGCUCGACAAGACAGCAUCUCCCCGAGGACUUCUAUCGAAGACGAACAUCCAGUAUCUGACCACGACAGCACCCCGGCCGAGCCACAACAGAGAGACGACGAAACUCUAACUGCUGAUACUUCAGCGCCACUAUCAAGCCUAUCAUCUGGGUUAGCUGCUGAGAGAGAGGCUGAGAGCGCGACGAGGGCUGCAUCAGCAGCGAAUUCCGCAGCCCUCCCUGCCAGAACAUCGUCCUUACCGAUUCGCACUCGCGUUCCUUCUAGAAGCAUCGACUUGCGAUCUAACGAUCCGUUGGGUAGUGAUAUCUGGGGCGAGUCCUCUGAUCACGGCGGUCGAGCAUUUACGGCCAGCACAUCGGCAGCGGAUUUGUCAGGCAGCAGCUCACCCAGAAUGUCUGCUCGGGAUCAGUUAUCUGCCGUGUAUGGCGCAGAUACGAAUGAAGGCAGCGGUUUACUUCAGUCACUAUUCGGACCACCUGAGCGCGAGCGCGAGCGUGAGCGUGAGCGCACAGGGUCGGUUGUUCUUCCUAGGUGGCAACCGGAUGCCGAGGUGACAUACUGCCCUAUUUGCCGCACUCAGUUUAGUAUCUUUGUGCGCAAACAUCAUUGCAGAAAAUGUGGGAGAGUCGUUUGCAACUCUUGCUCACCCCAUAGGAUCAUCAUUCCGCACCAAUUUAUUGUUAGAGCGCCUGGAUCAGAAGUACCGCUUCCCCCGGCACUGCUCUACGGCUCGGGUGCGAGCUAUGUCGAUAUGAAUGGACUCUCCGGGGGCGAGCGGGUGCGCCUCUGCAACCCGUGCGUCCCUGAUCCCAAUACUGCACCUCCACAAAGCCCAACUUCUCCUGCCCUGUCGCCGCGUGAGGCACGACGCAGGUCCCGGACCAGUCUAGGGGCCGGAUAUCCUGCUCCGCCUCCUGUAAAUCGAUACGGAGGAGUUUUUGCGGCUGGCCAGAGCAAUGAUCCUUAUCAGUUCUACACCUCUAGGACAAGGAGUAUCACCAUGGAUCCAACUGGACAAAGGGCAGGAGGUGCUUCGUCCUCUUCCUCCUCCUCACGUAGGCGCAGCGCCCACUACGAAGUGGCAUCCAUUAAUCGGCUGAUGGCGGCUGGGCCAUCGCCUUUCAGUAUGCCAAACCAGCACCAUAUACAUCGACGUCGUUUAACUGGAGAGUCUGGGUCAUCGUCACGGCAGCGUGCUUUACCCCCUCCCCCACAGAUUGCAGAGGAGGAUGAGUGCCCCAUUUGCCACUUGGAGCUGCCAUCUCGGGAACUGCCGAAUUUUGAGGCUCUUCGAGAGUCGCAUAUUACUUCCUGUAUCCAAUCACACAGCACAUAUGGCAGUCCUCGUGGGGCAUCGGACGGCGCUGCACCGCUUCCCCCUCCCAGGCGCACUGGCAUGUAUACGUAUCCCGCCACAGAGAAGGACUGCAUUGAUGACGCGGAAUGCACCAUCUGCUUAGAGGAGUUUACCGUCGGCAUUCCCAUGGCGCGGCUUGAGUGCCUUUGUCGGUUUCACCGGUCUUGUAUUUCAGCCUGGUUUGUCAAUCAUCCGGGAAGAUGUCCCGUGCAUCAACACGACGGAUUCGGGUACUAGAUGGAAGAUAGGCGGCGGCCGGCUGGUCACUUGUUUGUUUUACAGAUCCGUUCGUUUGCAUAUUGGAGUAUUCGGCGCACUUGAGGCCAGAUUUGAAAGAUUUUACAGCUUGCUUGCCCAGGCAUAUACCGGAUUCCCCUCCUUUUGAUGAUAUCACUUAUUUCGUACAGCAUGCAGACUACAGGCCAAAGGGUGCUGCUGGCAAAUAACAGUCUCGGGUUGGCUGAAGCGAAUUUAACGAAUUUAAGAGAUGUAUGGUAGCGUUUGAAAUUAAUAUACAGAACUCUCUUCUUCCCUUUCCGUCUGCAGAGUACAAUUUAUCGUCACCGACAUCUUCUUGGGCCUCUGGCAGU